UUGUGUUUUGAACAAGAGUAUGGGUGUCUACUCCAAGUCGGAACCCCUAAUAGAUCCAUCCGUCCACAGACCGUGGGUGAUUGAUUCAGCCCGUUCCGUGGCCGAAGAGGCCGCAAGGGAUCCUGGUGCUUCCGAGAACGUCCGCCCAUUUUAUGGAGAAAAGGAUUAUCAAGGUCAUAGAGCCCAUACUGACUAUUCGGGUGUCCACGUGCCUGGAACUGACGGGCAUCGGAGUCGCCGAUCGCACCGAUUGCAUCACCAUCAUCAAAAGCGUCAUUCAUCUGACUCCCAAAAGGAGAAAGAGGACAAGCGACCAGGUACACCCCCAUCUAUACGAGUCCAGCUCAUUUUGGGUGAGAAUGAAGACGACAUGCACGAGUCUCAUCCCUUGUUUUCUGAAAUGGAAGAGCUCACCCGAGAGGGGGAAGAAAUGGAAUGGCGAGAAACUGCCAGGUGGGUGAAGUUUGAGGAAGACGUGGAGGAAGGCGGGAACAGAUGGUCGAAGCCUCGUGUGGCUACUCUUUCACUCCAUUCCCUUUUCGAGUUGAGAAGUUUCAUCAUGAGUGGAAUUGUGCUGCUGGACAUGGAAGCUCAAACAAUGGAGCAGGUGGCAGAUUUGACCAUCGAGAAUUGGAUCAAUACAAAUGCCCUACAGUUCAACCUGAAUGAGAAGGUGAAGGAUGCGCUGCUUAGAAGGCAUCGACAUCAGCACGAGAGGAGGAAGGACAACUCGACGAGUAACGUCAGCCGUCUCCCAAUUAUCCGUUCUCUUGCUGAAAUCGGUCGUUCUUAUUCCCCCAGCAAGAGCUUGAAGACAGCAAUGUCAGCAGCCUUCAAGCUAUCCGUGCCUCAAUUCGCUUCAAGGAAUGGAAAUGCGGGGUCAACGGAGAAAAUGUUCCUGACAGUUGAAGAUCAUGGUCAAGGUCUAGUUCAGGGUCAGAGUCUGACUCCAGUCUCUCUCUCUGAAGGCAGCAGGGGAAACUCUCUCGGUGACAUCAUCGAGGAUGAGAAAGAAGAAAGAAAACAUAAAAAGUGCAACUGGUACAAGAUAAAGACUUCGUUGAAUGGUCUCUACUGGGCAGUUCCUCAGCAGGAAGGAGACGACCUGAGGAAGAGUGAGUUAGGUACUCUAAAGUAA
Messenger RNA from Darwinula stevensoni, 1138 nucleotides. Lineage: Eukaryota; Metazoa; Arthropoda; Ostracoda; Podocopida; Darwinulidae. The record is from the annotation of a GenBank genome assembly.